Salvia splendens (bonfire salvia) is the source of this 2104-nucleotide messenger RNA. RefSeq lists its product as uncharacterized. NCBI's taxonomy places the organism in Eukaryota, Viridiplantae, Streptophyta, Magnoliopsida, Lamiales, Lamiaceae. The transcript has 7 exons. The record is from RefSeq and is a predicted model, not a curated record. Bases 1 to 498 code for a protein of 165 amino acids.
AUGGAUUUCUGGCUGAGAGCUCGCGCAUUCGCGGAGGAGGCGGCGAGGAAAUCGCAGCAGCUGACGCAGGGGCUCGGCUCCACCAACUUCUCCGGCGUCGUGUCGGAGGCGUCGAGGCGCUCCAAGGAGCUGGCGGCGGAGGCGUCGAAGCUGUCGCAGGAGUUCGCCGCGGACAGUGGAGCUGGUAGCCCCGCCGAUCUGGAGAUGUUCGGUGUCACUGAUGAGCUGAGGGAGUUUGGCAGAGGCAUUACGACGAAUACUUUCCGUGAUUUCCCGCUUGAAGAUGAGUCAAAAGUAUCUAAUAUUCAUACCAUCUCAAAUGUUCGGCAAGAUCUCACAGAGUGGCAAGAAAGGCAUGCCAAGCUUGUUCUUUUGACAGUGAAGGAAAUCUCAAAGCUAAGGUAUCAACUAUGUCCAUGUGUGAUGAAGGAAUGGAAGUUUUGGAAGAUCUAUUUCAUUCUGGUAAACAGUCAUGUGGCAGCAUAUGAGAAACACUAGAUGGAAGUUGGAAAGCUCAAGGCAGCUGAAAAUGUUACAGAUGCUGAUGUUGAAGGGACUUCAUCAAGUGUAAGAUCCGAAAGAGCAGAUGAGAUUUCCAACCCAAAAAGCAGUGCUCAGAAGUCAGCAUCCAUUGACAAGGAUCUGGAUGUAUUUCUUCUUGGAGACCUUGAUGACAGUGAUGAUGAUGGUCCAGAUGAUGGGAAUGAUGACUCAGAUGAUGAUGGCUUUGAAAAACUAUAACUAGGUAAGUGCAGUAGUUGUUUCUCAUUGCAGUUGCUUUCCUUUUACCUCUAUUAUUAUUGUGUUUCCAAGAGCUAUGUUUCAUGAGAAAUACCUCUAUCAUUUUUACUUUGCAUACUAAAAAGAAAGUUGAUUUCAAAUAGAUUUGAGUAUAGUUUGCUCAUCAUCACAUAAUACAAAAGGGAUCAUAUAUUAACUGACUAAAGCCUCAGAGAUGAAUAUAUUGUCAAAUAAGUGAAAAAUAGAUGUAGGCUGUUAUCAUCCUAUCCUUAGACCAUCAAUCAAGCUAGCACAUUUACUUGAUAUAGUAAUUUUUAAAUUUCUACAAGCAUUAUAAAAAACCUUGCCUAGCUUUGCCCAAUUGUUAGGCAUUUAUAAUGGUCACUGUUUGUAACAUUAUUUUUGGCAUUAACAAUCAAAUUCAACAACAAAGUUGGUCAUUAGAUAAUGCAUAAUUGCAUAUAAUUUUGCUUGCCUUUCAUCUUUUGAGCUUAAUUUGAUACCAACUCGGUUAUUUUUUAUUGUCUGCUUUUAGGAGAAUGAUAAAGAAUCUCACUGAAAAAGAAUACAUACAAUAAUUUUGGUGCUUCUUUGAGAUGAGUAUCGAAGAAAUUCUAAGAAAAAUCACGAUGCUACACAUAAUUCAUUGAGAAAAUUCUUACUUGUAUUUUCGAUCGCAACAUCUCUACUUAAUAAUAUUGGGAUUAUUAAGGAUCGUUGGGAGGGGAACUUGGGAUUUGAUAGUUGAUGUAAUCUGUAAUUCAAGUCCAUCCUUGUCCUAUUAUACGAAAGUCGUUGGUCGAAUUUUCCGCAUUUUUUGGCUGGUUCGUAGCACCUACGUUUAUCAUCACCUAAUUUACUAGUAGUAAUAAUCAUCUUAAGUCCAUCACAUUUUUAAAAAAACUUAGUUAUGAAAUUAACAUCUAAUGCAUUUAUGAUGGCCUGCAAUAAACAUGUGGGAAUGCAGUAUACAUUGCUAUAAUCAUAGUCUCAUUCUUGUUCAGAUUCUAGGCUCUCUUGGCAAAAUUCACUACUUAUGUAGUUUUUAUUUAAAUAGAGUGCCUUUGAAAUGUGCAACUAUCCAGUACUAAAAUUGUUUCUACAUAUUAGCUGACUCAUGUGAUAUUCAUAAAUGAAUAGUUUCUCAAUUUAUGAUACAUUGGAUUAUAUCCUAGAAUGCUACUUCAUAUCCAGCUAGGUGUUGUUGUCCAUACCACCGUCGUAUUUCUGUCGUAAAACCAUAUUCGAUCCGAUAUCUGCAGUACGGCUCUUUGUAAUUGCAUCUGCUCAUGUAUAAGCAACAAUUUCUGAUCUUCUGUAACAUGGCCUGUUAAUUCUAUUUGAUUUGCUCGACUUCUUCGCA